Molecule: messenger RNA, 563 nt
Organism: Leguminivora glycinivorella
Lineage: Eukaryota; Metazoa; Arthropoda; Insecta; Lepidoptera; Tortricidae
Product: histidine-rich glycoprotein-like
Exons: 5
Coding region: 13-510 (165 amino acids)
Cellular component (GO): extracellular matrix
Source: RefSeq, a predicted model, not a curated record
GCGUACGCCAAGAUGUUGUCUCGCGUACUAACCGCUUGCGUACUGGUGACAGCCUGCCAGGCCAUCUUCCCGUUCCACCACCAUCACCACCACCACCCAGCGAUCUCCCACCAGGAACUUCAGAAGCACGACGGGCCGCACCACCCCGUGCACAUCCCCAUUCACCACCACAUCCCCAUCCACCACCACGUGCCGCUGCUGCACCACCACGUGCCCCACGUGCCCCACGUGCCGAUCCACCACCACAUUCCGCAUCAUGACCAUUAUGCGUUCCCUGAGUACAAAUUCGAGUACGCCGUGCACGACCACCACACGGGCGACGUGAAAUCUCAGCACGAGCAUCGCCACGGAGACCUGGUGAAGGGUGGCUAUGAGCUGCUGGUUGAGCCUGACGGCAGGCUCAGGAAGGUCGAGUACAAGGCUGACGACCACACCGGUUUCAACGCCAUCGUCCAUCACUCAUCGCCUCAUCAUCACGUUCAUUUCGGCCAUCAUCAUCAUCAUAUCUAAUCUAUGGAAACUAAACAGGACCGAUCAAUGCACUUAUAAGACUGACUCCUGUC